Messenger RNA from Tachysurus fulvidraco (yellow catfish), 1543 nucleotides. It is a transcript of the gene cotl1, whose product is annotated as coactosin-like F-actin binding protein 1. Gene Ontology annotation, cellular component: site of polarized growth; cortical actin cytoskeleton; plasma membrane. The transcript has 4 exons. Gene Ontology annotation, molecular function: actin filament binding. Bases 255 to 683 code for a protein of 142 amino acids. Lineage: Eukaryota; Metazoa; Chordata; Actinopteri; Siluriformes; Bagridae. The record is from RefSeq and is a predicted model, not a curated record. Gene Ontology annotation, biological process: regulation of actin filament polymerization.
ACACCGGCAUGACUGACAAAGAUCACCAACGCCCAGGAAGAGCCAGUAGGAAAUGAAUGGUGUUGAGAGAGGAGUGUGCUGCUGAGAUAGAGGAGAAUCCCCAUAGCGCAACACUGCCAGCAUCGUCUCUCCUGUUCUGUCUCUCCUCCUGACGCAUCGACCUGUCCUGGAUUUUACCCAGCCGUUCCCUCAAGACUUUCCUUCUAUUAUAGCUUGUUGUUUUUCCUUCCUUUCUUUUUUUUAAAAGCUCGAAAAUGGCAACACGGAUCGACAAAGAUGCUUGCAGGGACGCGUACAACCUGGUCCGGGAUGAUAACACAGAUAUAAGCUGGGCAGCCUUUAAGUAUGAUGGGGCAACAAUUGUGCCAGCAGGACAUGGGACCGAUUAUGAAGAAUUCAAAAGCCAAUGUACAGACGACUCCCGUCUGUUUGGUUUCGUGAGGAUUACAACAGGAGAUGCCAUGAGCAAACGGGCUAAAUUCACCCUCAUCACCUGGAUCGGGGAGAAUGUGAGUGGACUUCAGAGGGCUAAGAUCAGCACGGACAAAACGCUGGUGAAAGACGUCUGUCAGAACUUUGCUAAAGAGUUCAUGGUGAGCGAUAUUCGGGAGCUGGAAGAAGACUACAUCCGAAACGAGCUGAAGAAAGCUGGUGGUGCCAACUAUGAUGCUCAGGCAGAAUAGAUUCUAGCAGAUAGGAAUGGGGUGGGGGGAUGUCAUCAAAACUGGGUGAAAGAGUAGGGUAAACUUUUCAUCUCACACACUCCUUAAACACCUACUCACACACACACACACACACACACACACACACACACACACACACACACACACACACACACACACACACACACACACACACACACACACACGUGCGCACACACAAGCACACAUUUCUGUCCUUCUUCCAAUGUGGUCAUGAUUGGUUAAUCUGCUGUACUGUGCAUCAUCUCACACUCAUCUUGAGUGCAGACCUUGUUUUUUUGUGUUUAGUUUAACAUCUAUAACUGGAGUUUAAGUCAAAGAGGAUCUUUUUGUUCUUGAUUGGACCUGACAGUAACAUUCUUGAACAAUGAAGUUUCAUUCAACUCCUGAGUUUCUUCCACAUUGUUUUUGUCAUUGUUAUUCCAUAUCUAAAUACAGACCACUGUGUUUACGGCCUUAAUCUCCCAUGGAGAGAGGUGCAUCACUUGAUGUAUGCGUUUGUCUAAACGUGUACGAGUCUGUAUGUUUGCAGACGCUGCACUGUGACUCACUCUGCUCCAGGUGAUUUUUGGGAUUUCAGACACCUUAUUUCCCUGCUAAGCAGAUUCAUUGUGCAGGCUGUGGUAUUGUUGCUCAGCCUGACUGUGGAGCAGUAAUUUCUCUGGUGUAGCCUUUCUUUUAGUCAUUAAAAUUGAAAUUAAUUCAGUUUUUCUUAAUUUGUAGUCAUUCAAAAUAUUAUGCAGCAAUUUUUUGUUUCAAACUGGAAGAUGUCAACAAAGAAAGAAAACAUGUCAUGUGCACAAACUCUAUGAAUCAUUUCAAAAUAAAAGAUUUUUUUUUUU